Messenger RNA from Daphnia pulicaria, 2054 nucleotides. RefSeq lists its product as uncharacterized. The coding region runs from base 564 to 1304 and encodes 246 amino acids. Lineage: Eukaryota; Metazoa; Arthropoda; Branchiopoda; Diplostraca; Daphniidae. Gene Ontology annotation, molecular function: nucleic acid binding; 3'-5'-RNA exonuclease activity. Gene Ontology annotation, cellular component: cytoplasm. Gene Ontology annotation, biological process: exonucleolytic trimming to generate mature 3'-end of 5.8S rRNA from tricistronic rRNA transcript (SSU-rRNA, 5.8S rRNA, LSU-rRNA). The record is from RefSeq and is a predicted model, not a curated record. The transcript has 6 exons.
CCAGAUUACGGCUCAUGUUGUUGCUGUUGUCGAGUUACUCUUGAAGAACUACAAUGAUGGUAGAGCCGUCUUGGCUGGUAUUUAUAUGACGUUUCAUACCGGAAAGAAGAUGCAAUGAUUCGCGGUGAGUAAUUAAGGUCAGCACGAACCAACCUUCAUUUUUAGAGGCCGUUUUUAUUCCCAUAUUGUAGCAAUAAUGAUAUAUUUAUCCUUGCGUUUCUCCGCUAUUUUCUAACCUUGGGUCGGAAUCCAGAAAUCAUACAUUAUUCAGAAUUGUACCGAACAUGCAGCGUAAUUUUAGUUAAUUUUUUUUGCGCUAGCCUGUCAUUGCGUGAUUGAGAAGUGAUAACCAGAGCAAGGGUGCUUGACAUGACGUUGUUUUUUCACUGUAUUUACAUUUAUUUUUUGUAAACACAAUUUCUCCAACAGGUCUAUAGAUCCUACGAGAAAAUCAUUUCUAUUUAUGUUGUUGCUCGGUCAACCGGUUUGUUGAUCCUUUGUACUAUAGCUUUACUUAUAUGAUUAUUUCAAGUGAUUAGUCGCCAGCCGUUGUCAUAGAGAUCAUGAUAAGCGCUGAUAAUGCAACAGGAACCUUUCCUCACGUGUCGGAGUUAUUCCCUUCGACGUCAACACAUGUGGCAAUAAGAACCUACGAGAAAUUAAAAUUAAAAGUAUUGUAUUACAGUUUGGUAUUUACCAGGUUCAACCAACUUCAUUUCGUCGGAUAUCAAAUGUCUGUCAAACAGCGUUACCAACAUCAGCGGUUCGAUUACCUCGUCGCCAUCGAUUUGAAAACUUCCGUUGUUGGUCUCCCGGGAAAAUCUCAUCAAACGGAAAUAGUCGAAGUCAACGCAGUGGCCGUCAAUACGCUCAACUUGGAUCGCCAAAAAGCUUUUGCCGGAUGUUGCCAUCCAGAUCUUGCAGAUUUCUCGUUUGUCGAGACGAUUCGCAAAUUCUCCCAGUGGCUCUUCCAGCUGAACGGACCGUUCAUUUUGGUGACGGACAAUUAUAACACAUUGGGCUCGGAUUUCCCUAAUCAGUGCCUGAUAUCAGGAUUGAAUGUCCCAACAUUUGCGGCCGAGUGGUUGAAUAUUUGUGAAUUCUGGAGGCAAAGAUAUGGCAAUCAAAAUGAAGUGACAUCUGAUUCACUACUGGAGCACUUUGGAAGGAAUCGCAAAUUGAACAACCAAGCAAAACGUUCUUCCCAUUGCGACGCCCAGAGUUUAGCAAUUAUCGUAGCCGAUGUGCUUGAAAUUCAUCAGUACUUUCAGUUUACAACCAAUGAGAGUUUUCGAAAAUGUUGAGUAUUAUUAUUAAAAUUUUAUUAAGCCAUUUAGCAUACGUAUUAUUUUGAUAUAAUCAUUUGCAGUAGUUUACCCUUUUCUGUAGUCAUUAAUUACUUACUUCUACGCAAUUAAAUUGCUUAGUUACAAGAGGAAAUCGUAGCAGAAAAACCCACUUCUAAAUUGUUGUUUAUAAACUUUGAUCUGACGUCAUUAUGCAAGAUUACUCCGCGAUGAAGCAAAUCCCUAAAAAGCUUAUAAGAGAUAUUGACCUUUACGACCGUCGUUAUCAUCAGUAAUAAUGUCGAUUCGACAGGGUUAGGUUAGACUGCACGCGAUGAAGAAAGUUAUUACACAUAUCACGCUCGAGCUGCUGAGUACAUUGUCCCGAUCAUUGAUUGCCUUUUUAAGCCUCUUUAAAAAUGUCAUUUCAAAGUUUACUCUUAACAACAUUUGGGUUGAUUUUUGCUUGCGUAGUUUUUGCUCUGCUUUUCAAGUAUCUCUAUAGCAAACUAUACACUUUAACAUGCUGUUUCGGCAAAUCAUCAUCGAUGGCGAACACCGUCUUGUCCAGUAAUGGCAAUCUCGGAUCCCAACAUCCCAACGCAGAUCUAUCGCCACCACCGUCUUAUGAUGAAGUUGUCGUAUGUGGCGACAUAUUUGUCAUAAAUAUUGAAGGUGAUUGGCAGUAUGAUGCUUCAAGUAGUUGGCACGAUGAACAACUUCCAACUUAUGACGAUGCCACCAUGGGAAGCUAUAUCCCAUUUGAAG